AUGGACAGUAUGGCUGAUAAGAUCACAAUACAGACGAACAGCGCCUUGACACCGCCCUUCUCUCCCCGUCCCAUCCCACCCCCAACCGCCACCGCUGCCACACUUAGUAGUCCCACAUCGCCAUCCGAGAACACGCAUCAGAAUGGGCAUGUCAAUACCAGCCUAGGUCGGACCACGACAGGCCCGCAACCGCGUGAGCCCGUGCUCGACUCGGUCAUAGCAAUACCGCUCACGGCGGAAGAGUCCCUCCCCACCAUAAGCGGCAAGAACAACGAAGCAUACCUCACCAACGACGACCCCCGUCAGUUCCUCUUAUACGACCUCGAUCUCUCUCGCUUGAACCGCAUACAUGGACACCUAUGGAUGGCAGGCCGGCCCAUGCGCGCCAGGCCAUUGCAUAGAUACACGAUGCUGGGCAUGGAAGUGCUAGGCACGCAACAAAUGGAUCUACAUCUGCUGAAGUACUCGACGAAGCUUAUAGUCAAGCCGUUGCCGGAAUGGAUGCUCAGCUAUGAGUUCUGGCAAGAGUAUAUCUGCAAGCCUGCGGAUGCGGAUCCUGGUGACGAGACAGCAAAAGGCCUGUGGGAGAGUGCCGCGGGGUUUCUGGUGAGCUAUGUGUGGCUUAUCACUACACCGCUGGACUUGAAGAUCGCGCACGAGAACACGCUUCUACCGAGCUUUGUCACCUGGCACUGGUGGAAAGCUUUCGUGAAAGAUUUCAUGGGCCAUGUGGACAUCAACACGCUACAGAAAGUCAACAAACGCUACCAUUUCGGUGAUCUUAGGCUGGGGAGGAUCAACAGCAUUUAUCGGACACGAUUUGCGCAUACGCAUUUCAUAUCCGUGGUCGUCGUACUGGCAUUCGUUACAAUCGUCUUUAUCGGCAUCUUUCUCUUCAACAUGUACAAGGCUAUCACGCAUGCGGGGAGUACACAGAAGUGGAGACUUAAGAUGUUUCGGAGGAAUCAGGAGGAGGGUAAGGAUGCUUGA
Molecule: messenger RNA, 990 nt
Organism: Alternaria novae-zelandiae
Lineage: Eukaryota; Fungi; Ascomycota; Dothideomycetes; Pleosporales; Pleosporaceae
Exons: 3
Coding region: 1-990 (329 amino acids)
Source: RefSeq, a predicted model, not a curated record